CGAUAAUCGAAGCACGAGGUGUCACGAGAGAUAAUCAAGUAAUAUUAUCUUUUAUUCGUGUCUGUGAUUUUCAGUGUUACAAUUGUUGAGUUGCUACUUGAUGCAGCUUAUUAAAAAGACCGUGCUCCAACAGGAAGAUCUUUUUUUUUAACCCGAGGCACCAAAACGCUGGAAUAAAGGUGGCACCACUUGCCGCGACGAACGUUCCAGGCACCGGGACCUCCCAUUGGCUGUCGGAAUUCCAGGGGGCGGGGCUAUCGAUCGCCACGAGUGCUGAGUGGUCAGCAGUCCCCUCGGAAUGGCCUCAGUCAGAAAGUCGGCCCGGCCGUAGCAGCAGGGAAGGUGCCAGAUACGCUCGACUUCUCCAGGACUGUUCCUCUGUACCACCCCCGCCCCCCGUCCGGUGCGUCGUCGUCGAGAGGGAGUGAAAGGUCGUAUAUAUCUUCCUCAUUUCCCGGUCGUCAUGAAGCCGGACAAGCCCCCACCUCCUGCUCCUCCUCCUCCCGCCAGGGACAGGGACAUCCUGCGGGCGAGAAACAGCAGGCCCUUAAAGAAGACGAACCGAACGUCCCCACCAGCCAUGCCCGCGUCGUUAUCGGAGUCGGAGGUGAUGGCAGGUGAAGGCACCGAUCCUCCUUCAACUUCUUCAGGUUCCUCGUCGGUUACGCCCUCAGAUGACGUCGACAUCAGCACCACGUCCUCCUCCUCCUCCUCCUCCUUACCGCUGGCGGAGUCGUCGUCCUCCUCCUCCUCCUCCGGCGGCGAGAAGGACAAAGGGGCGGAGAUGAAACUGUACUUGGACAAACUACGCGAACUGGUGCCUUACGUGCCACGGACCGGGAAGAUCUCUCGCGUCCAGCUCAUCCACUCAGCCAUCGACUACAUCACCGACCUGCAGGAGUCUCUGGAAGCCAGGGCUCGUCGGAAACUCCGCGACAAGAACGACCAGGCCUCGAGGCCUCCCUUGGCGGCCCUGUCGCAGGCGCAUGUGGAGACCAACAACAGAAUGACGCCCCUGGCGGAAAACAGCACCAACAGGCAGCCGACGCCUUUGGAAGUGAACACCAGACAUCCGUCGACGGUCGUGCCGAUGUCCUCUGCGUCUCCUCUCGAGGGGAUUUCUCCCAACAACGCAAAUCCACCUCUUCCUCCGUCGGGAAGCCACAGUAACCCCAGCAGUAGUUCGUCGCCCAUAAUCCCAGCGGCACCUGGCCCACCACCGCCAUCAUCAUCUCCCCAACAACCGAGUUAAACGAAAUAGCAAAAUAAAAAAAUAAAUAAAAAAACUCUUUCGCAGAAGAAGAAGAAGAAACGGCGGUGGCUUCUCGCCAUCAAUCAAGAAAUCACUCUCUGGCGGAGGAAGAAGAAGAAGACGAAGAAGAAGAAGAAGAAGUCCCGGGUGAAAAGUGCCCUCACUGCACUUCUGGGAGUUCGUUAAUUAAGAGCACAUUGUGUCCGAUCGAUAUGCGAAGUGCGUGUUCACAUAUGUUCUCGAAAGGCGGCCGUCUAUGGUGAAGUGCGAGACUUCUGGAAAAAGAAAUAAAAAAAAAGGGGGGGGAGGGGGCGGAGAGGGAUUCCGUUUCCCGAAAGUGGCAUGCGCGCGACGCCGUUCACAAACAGUAAAUGUGUAAAUAAUGAGUUUGUAAAUACUGUACAUAGAUCAGCAAGGAACGGACUAUUUAUUGAUGUUCUUAUUUAUUUAUUUAUUUGGGGUUGACGUGGUCAAACCAGCACACAGCUGAAAGCCAAAGAUAAUAUAUAUAUAUAUGAUUUUAACUGAUCAACACUUCCUUUUUUAGAUCAUACUUCCGAAGGAUUAUAACAUUGUCAAGCAAUGUGCAAUGUACCGGAUUAAACUUAAACUAAAAAAUAAUUGCAGGUAAACAAACCUACUUUUCCCAAAAGAGAUCUUUAUUACAAAAAUCAUCUAACUAUAUUUUAUCUGAUAAAUUACGGUAAGAUUUAUUAACGCAUGAAAUGUCCAAAUAACUUUGGAGGAGUCUGGUUAUCCGAUAUCGAAAGGUGGCGUCAUUAUCGAUGCUCCCUUUGUGGUUGUGUCAACCAUUCAGUUUAUGAUGAAUAAGAUUUACGUGAUAUUAGGAAAAAUAUCCCAUUCACAGUUGAAUACUACAGAGUUCCCAAAGCAGCAGCAUCUGUGAAGAAUAAUUCAUGAUUCUCUUCAUUUUGGAUUAUAAUCGAAUGGUCAGUGAAUGCAAGAUACAUUACGAAAAACAUGAGUGAUAAUGAGAAAAAUAAUACGAAAAACAUGAGUGAUAAUGAGAAAAAUAAUACGAAAAACAUGAGUGAUAAUGAGAAAAACAUAUUGAGAUAAUGAAGAUUGGGGUUAUAUCUACGAACGCAGUAAAGUAAAUGGUAAAAUGGAAGGAUUACAAUGAAAAGUUUUGGUCAAAAAGUGGAUUUAGGCGACCUCGCGACCCAGGGUAAACGUCAAAAUCUUUAAAAAAAAAAUAGAAAGCAUAAAAUGCAAAAUCUUAACAAUUCUGAUUUAUAUUUACCGUUUAUAAAGAAACUACUUUCAUAAACUCUCCAACUGAUUGAUUUAUACAGGAAAUUCUACCCCCGAAAGUUAAAAUCGGCUACAAUUUUGAGAAACGAGAGAAAAUAUGUCAAAAAAAUACGCUAGAAGAACCUAGCGAUAUUUUAUUCUACAGCUACAGACGAUCAGCAUCUGUCCCCAGAUGUCGUGAAAGUGAAAUAUAUCUCAAAGGAUAGGAAACAGUGCUGGGGAUGGUACGCCAAAGUGCAUAAACUGCUCAGUCAAUCUACCUAGCGCAUUUAUUAUUAUACUUCUCGAUUACAUUACUACAUUACUGUUUUCAAUUAUAGAUCAUUUUCCCACAAUAAUUCUCAUGGAUGAGUAUUGCACUGCUAUCUAUUUCUCUGGAACUCAAAACUUAAAUCUAGAGUUUAUUUGUUAUAAAACACAAAAUUUAUUUGUUCUAAAAACUCAAAAUUUAUUAGUUUUAAAAACUCAACAUUUAUUAGUUUUGAAAACUCAAAACUUAUUUGUUCUAAAAACUCAGAAUUUAUUUGUUAUAAAAAAUAAAAAUUUACUAGUUUUAAAAGCUCAAAAUUUAUUUGUUCUAAAAAGUCAGAAUUUAUUUGUUCUAAAAACUCAAAAUUUACUAUUUUUAAAAACUCAAAAUUUAUUUGUCCCAAAAACUCAGAAUUUAUUUGUUCAAAUAAUUCAAAAUCUAUUUGUUCUAAAAAUUCAAAAUUUGUUCAUUUCAAAAACCCAAAGUUAAUUUGUUACGCAAACUCAAUAUUCAUUUGUUCUAAGCACUCAAAAAUUGAUUUGCUUUAAAAUCUCAAAAUUUAUCUGUUAUAAAAAUUAAAAAUCUAUCAACUUUUCUCUCCUGAGAUUUCAACGUAAAUAUUUACUAGACGCUGUAGAUUAUUUUAUUUAGAAGUUUUAAAAUAUCUUUUUAAGUCUUGUAAAGCAAGUUUUAACGCUGAAUUUUUAAAAUUAAUAUACUUACUUAAUUAAAUUUUUAAAAAAUUUCAAUGUAAUGACUAAACCUUUCCAAUGUUUUAACUCAAUAUUAAACCUUCAUUUUGUCUAUCAUUAUUUGCAAAACACAUCCAAAAGAAUUUUGAAAGUGAGAAUUAUCGCUAUUGAAAAAAUAUUUAAGAAAAUACUUCAUCAUAUUUUUGUAUGUAAACUGACUGAAUUUCGACUCCAUAUGUUAUUUGUAUAUAAGAUCUUUAAUAAAUCAUUAAUGAAAAUAU
This is a messenger RNA of Macrobrachium nipponense, 3750 nucleotides long. Its product is annotated as protein extra-macrochaetae-like. Lineage: Eukaryota; Metazoa; Arthropoda; Malacostraca; Decapoda; Palaemonidae. Gene Ontology annotation, cellular component: nucleus; cytoplasm. Gene Ontology annotation, biological process: cell differentiation; negative regulation of transcription by RNA polymerase II; circadian regulation of gene expression. The record is from RefSeq and is a predicted model, not a curated record. Gene Ontology annotation, molecular function: transcription regulator activity; protein dimerization activity. The coding region runs from base 464 to 1252 and encodes 262 amino acids. The transcript has 2 exons.